AUGGUAGACUCUAGAGAUGGUUUUACCUGGACGCCCACCGGAGGCUUGCGCCGCGGCUUGCCCACCAUUGGAGUUGUUGAACCGCCUGUGUAUACCUCGCCCUUGUCCGAUGGCAAUCUCGCGUACGACGUCAUUGCCGACAUGUUUGGACGCGUGUGGCGGAUGUUCUGUGAUGUAGAUGGCGACGACCUUCGACAACACUGGAAGUUCCCAUUUGGAACAAAACAGUCGCCCGAGCUAUCGGAAGAGUGGGACAAAAUGUCCUGCCAGGACCGGCUCAAUCAAAUCCAAGAUCGGCUCAGCCUUGAAGAGAGAUCGAUGCUUGAGGCACUGCUGAAGCAGAUGGGUGGGACUUCCCUCGACAAGAUGGGUCUCCUCAACGCCCUUCGAUGGUGGGUAUUGGGCUCCCACAAUCCGACUGGCCUGAACGACAUUGCUCUGCACACUAGACUGCGCAGCGGUAAUGGCACUUUGCACAGACGAAUUUUUGAGCAUGCGGUCUCGUCUGGAAAUCUAUCCUACAGCUUCAACUCAGCAGUCAGUAAGGUAGUGGACACGGGUGAGUAUGUCACAGUGUUUUCCAAAAACGGUCAAUCGUGGAAAACCAAGUCGGUUAUUGCAACUGUUCCGCUGAACGUGUUGGCCGAUAUCGAAUUCUCGCCAGCGCUUCCAACAGCGAAAGUUGAGGCCAGCCGUCAGGGUCAAGUCAACUUGUGCAACAAGCUGCACGUAGACCUUGAUGGCCCCGACUACAAAUCUUGGACAUCCUUCGCUUCUCCUGGAAGAGGUUUUGUAUGCGCUCUGGGAGAUCAUCUAACGCCGGCCAAUAAUUCUCACCUGGUUGCCUUUGGUCCCGAUCCGUCCUCGCCUGGUGGCAUACCCCUAUCGGAUAUAGACCAGGUAAAAAAGGGAAUUCUGCACCUGCUACCUGAAGGGAAGAGAGCCGAAGUCGACUUCCAUCGUAUAGUUGCCCAUGACUGGGUCAAUGACGAGUUUGCCAAGGGUACUUGGUGCUAUAUGGCACCAGGAUUUACGCAGAAAUAUGUUGCUGCUCUGCAGAAGCCGCAUGGAAAUAUCUUGUUCGCUAGCGGGGAUUAUUCCGAGGGUUGGAGGGGCUGGAUCGAUGGUGCUGUGCAAGCAGGUAUGGAAGCGGCUCACACGGUCAUUCAGCUUCAGCGCAAGAAUCUGAAGGAAAACGGGGAAACCAACGUCAACGGCAUCAAUUCAAUGAAGCUUUGA
This is a messenger RNA of Colletotrichum siamense, 1239 nucleotides long. RefSeq names its product Monoamine oxidase N (gene maoN-0). The transcript is spliced from 3 exons. Bases 1 to 1239 code for a protein of 412 amino acids. The record is from RefSeq and is a predicted model, not a curated record. Gene Ontology annotation, molecular function: oxidoreductase activity. Lineage: Eukaryota; Fungi; Ascomycota; Sordariomycetes; Glomerellales; Glomerellaceae.